Messenger RNA from Schistosoma bovis, 3226 nucleotides. The record is from the annotation of a GenBank genome assembly. NCBI's taxonomy places the organism in Eukaryota, Metazoa, Platyhelminthes, Trematoda, Strigeidida, Schistosomatidae.
AAACAAUGAUAACAAAUAUUUACCUUCAUUUAUUUAAACAAAAUCACUUGACAUUACAAUAAUGUUGAUGACCGAUACUUUUACUGCAGCUCAUGACAAUUUAAUUAAAAAUCAUGGGACACCAGGAUUAUGGUUUGCUCAUACAGCUGAUCAUUGUGAAACACCGCCGAAACCACGUGUACGGCUUGAUGCCAUUGGAAUAGCUGAUCGUAAUAAAAAGCACCUGACAACAGCGGAAAUUAGUGGAUUCGUGAAUGAUUUUUCAAAUGCUGGAACCAAUUUCUCAACUGAUGAAACAAACAUAGAACAGAAACCACAAUUACGUUUAAGAACACCAGAAGCAUAUGGUAUCGCACAAAAGUCAAAAUCAGAAAGUGAUAAAUGGUGCGAUUUUGCUGAGAAUUUACACUAUCAACCUGUGGUAAGACCACCCAGAAUAGGAACUGGAGAACUUGCCAAAGCUAUUUUAAAGAAUAUGACACAAGAAUGUGAUUGGUUUAAACAUAAACCAUUUAGUCAAUCAAACGGUGAAAUAACUUCUGCUAAAAAAAUAUCAUCCAGUUACAGCCGGCGUAAUGAAAUGAACAAUUGGUUUACACAUUCACAAACGAAAGAACCUUCAAGUCACUCUACUUCUAACCAUCCAGUUCGUUCAAGAGUAAAGUAUGAAGGUGUAGAAUAUGCAAUAAGAGAUCGUGGUUUAGACGAUUUGCUUAGCAUGAAAAUGUCACCUAACGAACUUUAUAGCUCAUUUCCCUAUGGAUGCCCAACUAGGGAGGCACAAAACAAUGCUCAAUGGUCUAAAACAGGAACUGAAAUGGCGUUGUGUUUAGGCAGAAAUUUACAACAGAUGGAUAUUGAUAACCACUCGUCUUUGUUAACUCGACCACAUUCUGCAACUGUCCGAGGAUCUGAUGCUGAGCAGUGGAGACUACUUGGUCGCAAUGGACACAUAAGUAAUUCUAUGUCUUUAGAAGCUGAAGAAGGUAAUUUGUUGUAUUCAAACAGGUUAUUUUGACUGAAAGAUUGUCGGUGAGAACAAAGUUUCUUCCAGAUGUUUUUACUACUAUCAACACCAUCAUUACUACCACUUCUACCACUGAGUCAUAUACAUCUUUCAUUGGUUUGAUAUUUUACAUAUGUGUAUAUAAAUGCAACAAUAUAUUUAAAAUAAAGUCUGAGAUGGAUUGACUAAAAAUAAUUACUCUUAGCUUGUAUAUCUAGCUCUGAGGCAAUGGGGAUCUUAAAUAUCUGGAAAUAAGAUAGUUUUAAAUGUCUUAUCCCUCUAAAAAAUAACGUUUGCUUGGGUUCGUUCCGUAUUGUUGUAUUCGUUGGAUGUUGAGCAUAUUAAUCAUUAUUUUAAACAACAUAUAGCCAUCCAAUAGUCUACCACUGUUAUCGUCAUUAUUACUACUUCCAUUGUUUUCUAUCUUCAUGAUCAUAAUAAUGACAAUAUAUCUUAAAUAAAUCUGUCAUCUUCAACUUAAUAAACCACUGAAUGAACUAAAUUAGGAUAGUAGGACUUAAAGUAUUCUAAAAGCCACUAUAUAAUAAGUCAGGAUGACCAAAUAUACUAAUGCCAUGUGACAAGUAAGUUUAGACACAUGUGGAAAUAAAUCAUUUUAAUUACUAAUAAUUGCCUUCAAACCCCGAUUAUUAACUCACUGUCUAACUAGACCUAAUAACUUAAUGAAUGUAUAUUUAAACUGUCAUUGUUUACGUCUUCAUUUUAUUGAAAUUAGACCCUUCAAACAUUGUGCAUCAUCGUGUUCGACCAGAUGGUGAAAUCAUUUUAGAGAAAUCUGGUUCUGGUUCUCAAGUUAUUGAUUGCCUGAAUAUGUGCAAUAAUAAUAAAGACGACAGUAAUACUGUCUUUUCAGGUUACCGUCUAAGAACUGAAGAAGCUCUUGAAGCUAUGAAAAGAAACCAAGGUCAAAUGUCUGACUACUUAGGUAGUAAAGCAAGUUCAGUAACAAAAUGUUAUGGAAGAAAGUUUCAGGUAAGCUAAUAGGAGAUGUAUCCUUGGUUCUGGAACCCUUUUCACUAACCUGAUAGAAGCUGAUAUUUCUUUGUUGCUUAACGUCACUUCAUAACCUUGCACAACUAAGCUGUCCAGUUUGACAGGGCUUUUUUCCAAUCGCACUUAGAGAUCCGAGAACAGCGAUUAUAAAAAUAUAUAAUUAAAUAGUUUAUGAAAUUUGAUCAGAUCAAAGACAUUUAUCACCACAGUUAUAUAAAUGAAGAGGUUAUCUAAAAUCUAGAAGUUCUGGACAGUUAUUUUCUUCUAACCUGGAAGUCAACCAACUGUACGACGCCGUGGUCGUAAGACAUGAAGAAUACAAGUUCAGUCCUGUAUGAGCACUAUGUCAUUCAUAAUAACUCCAUCAGUCAUUAGUUUUUUUUGUUACUUCAUGUAUUCCCAUAUGAUAGAUAGUAAAUUAACUAUUCUUUUAGUCGUUUGAUUUUAGAAAAAAGCUAGUUUAUUUAGUCACUGAAGCCGUUAUAGAAGAUAAUCUUAUAUACAAUCAAGAUUUGAUUUAAAUUUUAUUCUCUUUUACACUAAUGACUAAAUUUAGCUAGAAAAUUAUUGAAAACCAGAAACUAUAUACAGAUAUUCAUUUGUUGUGGUCUCUAGUCUUGAAACUUUAAUUCUCAAAUGGGUUUUGUAGAUAUGUAGAUAUAAGUUCAUAUGUGUAUAAUCUCACAUUUUUGUGGUUAAAAGUCAUCGUUAGCGAGAGAUAACAUGUUAAUUUUAUAAUUUCUUUUAGUGAAAUAAUGGUAAUUAGCUGUUCGUCGAAAAGAUUAAUGACAUUUUUAUUUAUCCUUUUCCGAUUUCAUCACAUAACUGGAAGAUCCGUGCUGUAAGAGGAUCAGAAGCACAUGAAGCUGCAUUGAAUAAUAAAGGUUCUGCCAUGAAAGAAUUAAUCACUCAUGAUCAUCUACCUCCCAGUCCUGUUGGAUGUGGAUUUGCUCAUGUUAGUCAAGAAGCCCAGGAAACUGCUAAUCUGAGCCGUACAGGUAUGAUUUCUGGUUUACUCGGUGGUCCUUCAAUGUCAAAUAUUCCACUUGUUGGAGUUGAAGCACCUCCACAAAGACAUGUUCAAUAUGAAGCUAUUGAAUAUGCCAAUCGUGAUCAAGGCCAAGAAAUGAAAAGCAUUUUAACACAGAAUUGGAAAUAAAAUGAAAUCUAGUUAACUUUAUAGGGAGAAAUAAAUGUAUUUAUGAC